AUGGUGGAAGUACAGUCGCAGAGCGGGAGUCCCAAGCCAAUAGUCGUUAGGAGAUGCACGGAAGUGCCCAUGGCCAUGGGGUCACCAACGGCUUCGGAGAUGACGCGUCGCCGGCGCCGGCGUUCUCGUCUCAUGUCAAAUGCCUCGUCAGUGGUGUCGGCCGCAGCCGCCGGCAUCCCGGCCUCCGAAAAACAUAAGAUAUCCAACAACGAAGCGCUUAUGCACAUGGUAAAGGCCACCAUCGGCGGAGGUUUUCUGGCCAUGCCUGAGGCCUUUCACAACAUCGGUAUAGUAAUGGGCGUCGUGGGCACCUCAAUUCUAGGCCUUUCCGUGUUGAACAUGAUGUCGUGCAUUGUCCGGUGCUCGCAGACACUGAGGUCUGGCAAAUACGUUGACAUCAUCUUGGCCGAACAAAACGGUAAAAAAACCAUGGUCAAUGGAGAAAAUGAUGGUAACGAUGACAAUAAACAGCCGCCGAGACAUCGGGACAGCAAUGAGUUGGUUCUGCCACCAAUGGACUACCCCGAUACCGUAGCCGCUGUAUUCAAGUAUCGCGCCCAUGGACGAUUCGCCAGGUUCGAGUCAUUUGCCAGAAACUUUACAAGUGCCUCGCUGGUGGCAACCUAUUAUGGAGUGAACAUAAUUUACGUAUGCAUUAUAGCCAGCACGUGUAAACAGCUCGUCGAUCAGCAUACCGCUGAGUCGGUUGAGGGCUCGUUUGGCAAUUCGAUGCACGGGCUGUCCAUCCGCUGGUACCCGAUAAUAAUCUCAUGGAUAAUUGUCUGUGUGGGUAUGAUCAAGUUGAUGAAGUACUUGGUCCCGUUCUCGGUGGCCGCCAACGCGUGCAUGCUUGCAGGUACCGCUGCCGUGUUUUACUUCAUUUUAAUCGGCGACGACAGCCAGGACCCAAUCCCACCCGAGGAACAAGCCAAGCUGAUUGUAUGGCCGGCCACCCGCUGGACGUUGUUCGCCGGCAGCUCAUUGUGCUCUUUAGAAGGAGUUGGAAUGCUAUUGCAUAUAGAGAAUGCUAUGAGCAGGCCGCUGGAACUCGCCGGACCACCUGCUUACACGCUGCACCGGUCCAUGGUAGUCAUCGUCAUAAUGAACAGCGUACUGGGCCUAUUCGGAUACCUGAGAUACGGCGACAGGUGCGCGGGCAGCAUAUCGCUCAACCUGCCACAGAACAGCUAUCUGUCGGAAGUCAUCAAAGUGAUGAUCGCCCUGGGCAUCCUAUUGACGUAUGGACUACAGCUAACGGUGACCACGGACCUGGCGUGGCAGGGACUGCGUAGCAAACUCGUUAAGUCCACGGGUGGAUCUGAUAGUGAUGAUGCAGCGAAGGACGACGAUUCUUCUCCAAAAAUGAUAGCCUGCUACUACGGCAUGCGGUUGAUUCUGAUAUUCGGCACCAUAAUGGUGGCCGUUGCCGUGCCAGACAUCGGGCCACUCGUAUCGCUCGUGGGCUCCGUCGGGUUCUCUCUGCUGGGCCUGGUCGUGCCGGUUAUCAUGGAAACGGUGUGGUUCUGGUCUGAAGAAGACGAAGACGGUCAAGACUUCUGGGACGGGACGGUGACGGCUUCAGCGGCGACGGUGACAACCUCGGUGACGGACGCUGGGUCGACCGUGGCAGUGGACGGCAGGUCGGCCACAACGGUGUCUGCUGCAGAGGGUGACGGUGAACGUAGGCUGUCUAGUCGCGGCGGCCGAUGUCGCCGGGUCAUACGGCACUUGAAGAACCUGGUCCUCCUUCUGCUCGGAUUGAUAGCGUUGGUUGGCGGCGCAUUCUACAACAUCCGAGACAUCUUGUCUCCACCAACUACCACCUGA
Messenger RNA from Macrosiphum euphorbiae (potato aphid), 1827 nucleotides. The record is from the annotation of a GenBank genome assembly. NCBI's taxonomy places the organism in Eukaryota, Metazoa, Arthropoda, Insecta, Hemiptera, Aphididae.